AAGAACUCCCCGUCUUGCUACACACAGACACCCACACUCUCUCACCCAGCCAGCCUCUAGCUCGUCCCAUGGUGGGGUUCCUCCGCAAGAAGAAGUCGGACCGCGUGAUGCUCUCGGGCGACACGGUGCUGGACCGCAAGGGCAAGGUGGACGGCGCCAGCCUGCUCGACGGCGACGGAGAGCCCACGGAGAGCUCGCUCUACGACAUGAACGCCAAGCGCAACGGUCACAGCAACAACCAGCGCAACUCGGACGAGGAGAACCGCCCCAACCCCGUGAACAACGGCAACAACGCUGGCUACCCGCCGGUUAUGGCCACGGGCAUGUACCCGCCGCAGCACUCGGCCUACGGCCAGCAGCAGCAGCAGCCGGGUGCCUAUGGCUACGGCAACAACCAGCCCCAGCAGCAGCAGCAGUAUGGUCAACCGCAGCAGUACGGCCAGCCUCAGCAACAGUACGGCCAGCCCCAGCAGCAGUACGGCCAGCCCCAGCAGCAGUAUGGCCAACCCCAGCAGCAGUAUGGCCAACCCCAGCAGCAGCAAGGCUUCGGCCAGCAGCAGUACCCGCCCACGACACUGGGCGGCCAGUACCAGUACCCAGUUCGAUACGGCCAGAUGCCUCCCCCCAUGCCUGCAGCAGCGCCCAAGCGUUCACGGUUCCGCAUCCCCGGCAUGGGCAAGAAGAACUAAUUCGACUGGACGCGUGGCUCCAUGGGUGUUUAGCCGCGCGCGCACUCGCUGGGAUGGAGACAAGCGAGCGGACGAUGAUCAAGUAUUGUGGUCUCUCUUUCCAGGCGAGUGUAGAGCCUCGUGGUGUAAUCUGUUGCGUGCCGGGGGAGGGAGACCGGAUCCGCCCGCGUUUGGACCGCGUUGCGAUAGCUUCCCGAGUAGUCUAGCUGUAGCCUAACCUUCCUCUUCCUUUCAUUGCUAAAUAAAUUAAGGACUUCGAAUGUCACCG
Molecule: messenger RNA, 957 nt
Organism: Phytophthora sojae
Lineage: Eukaryota; Oomycota; Peronosporomycetes; Peronosporales; Peronosporaceae
Exons: 1
Coding region: 69-689 (206 amino acids)
Source: RefSeq, a predicted model, not a curated record